AUGUGGCUGUGCGAGCAGUUAUCGGACGACCUGGCGCGCGAGAGAGAAGGGCUCACCGUUCAAGAUCAGGUGAUUUCCGCCCUUCGGUUUUAUGCUACCGGUGGCUUCCAAACGGCUGUCGGUAGCGAAGCCACCGUAUCGCUUUCCCAGCCGUCUGUCAGCCGCUGCGUUCGCGCGGUAUCGGAAGCAAUCGUCCGUGUCGGCACCGAACAGCGCUGGGUGUCGUUUCCGCGUACGAGAUCGGAGAUAGCGCUCGUCAAGCAAGGUUUCUUGCGGAGCGGCAACAUCUCUGACGUCGUAGGAUGCGUGGACGGCACCUACAUCGCUAUAGCCGGCCCGGACCUGCCCCCAGCCGAGAAGCAGACGUACUGGUGUCGGAAGGGAUACUACGCGCUGAACACCAUGGUGGUGUGCGACUCGAACAUGCGAGUGCUGGCAAUCGACCCUCGCUUCGCCGGCUCGUGUCACGACGCAUACGUAUGGCGUGGCUCAGCCCUUCGGAGCAUUUUCGCCGACACCCAGAUCGUCCACAGAGGAGAGUUUCUCCUUGGCGACAGUGCAUACCCACUGGAGCCGUGGCUCAUCACGCCGGUUCCGGGACAUCCCGCGCUAUCGUCUCCGGAGGGCCGUUUUAAUCAAGCUCACGCGUCGAUGAGGUCUGUGGUGGAGCGCUGCAUGGGCCUUAUGAAGAGUCGGUUCCGCUGCUUGCAGCGUUAUCGUGCGCUGUAG
This is a messenger RNA of Dermacentor andersoni, 729 nucleotides long. The record is from RefSeq and is a predicted model, not a curated record. NCBI's taxonomy places the organism in Eukaryota, Metazoa, Arthropoda, Arachnida, Ixodida, Ixodidae.